AUGGAAAAAGCCAAUGAGAGUUCUGUGAUGGGUUUUGUCCUUCUAGGCUUCUCAGACCACCCUUGCCUGGAGGCUGUGCUCUUUGUGUUUGUCCUUUUCUUCUACCUCCUGACCCUUGUGGGAAAUUUCACCAUCAUCAUCAUCUCAUACCUGGAUCCCCCUCUUCAUACCCCUAUGUACUUCUUCCUCAGCAACCUCUCCAUGCUGGACCUCUGCUUCACUACUAGCCUUGCACCUCAGACCCUAGUUAACCUGCGAGGACCAGAGAAAACAAUCACUUAUGGUGGUUGUGUUGUACAACUCUGUAUUUCCCUAGCACUGGGCUCCACCGAGUGUAUCCUCCUGGCUGUGAUGGCCUUGGAUCGCUAUGUUGCCGUCUGCAAACCCCUCCACUAUGUGGUCAUCAUGAACCCACGGCUAUGCCAGCAGCUGGCAACCAUCUCCUGGCUCAGUGGCUUGGCCAAUUCCCUGAUCCACGCUACCUUUACCUUGCAGUUGCCUUUUUGUGGCAACCACAGGCUGGAUCAUUUUAUUUGUGAAGUACCAGCUCUCCUCAAGUUGGCUUGUGUGGACACCACCACCAAUGAGUUGGUUCUUUUUGUUGUUAGUGCCCUGUUUCUCUUACUUCCCCCCGCAUCCAUCCUUAUCUCCUAUGGCUUCAUAACUCAAGCAGUGCUGAGGAUCAGGUCAGUGGAGGCAAGACACAAAGCCUUCAGCACCUGCUUCUCCCACCUUACGGUGGUGAUCAUUUUUUAUGGCACCAUAAUUUACAUGUACCUGCAACCGAGUAGCAGUUAUGCCCAGGACCAAGGCAAGUUCAUCUCCCUUUUCUACACCAUGGUGACCCCCACCUUAAAUCCUGUUAUCUACACUUUAAGGAACAAGGAUGUGAAAGAAUCUGUGAAGAAACUUCUCUCAGGAAAACUGUGCUCCCUAUGGAUGUGAUGUACAAGAAGUCACGUGGUGACCCAGUUUCUAUUUAGCCAAACCAAUUUUCUCAA
Molecule: messenger RNA, 1001 nt
Organism: Camelus dromedarius (Arabian camel)
Lineage: Eukaryota; Metazoa; Chordata; Mammalia; Artiodactyla; Camelidae
Product: olfactory receptor 2G3
Exons: 1
Coding region: 1-945 (314 amino acids)
Biological process (GO): detection of chemical stimulus involved in sensory perception of smell; G protein-coupled receptor signaling pathway
Cellular component (GO): plasma membrane
Molecular function (GO): G protein-coupled receptor activity; olfactory receptor activity
Source: RefSeq, a predicted model, not a curated record